AUGGACCAGUCAGUCAUCAUCGUCCCCUCCAUCGCAAGACCAAGCAGGAAGGCAUCCUCUUUUGAAAGAGAAGGAUGGUGGAGAAUAGCAUUAACAAAUACUCCUAUCCCUGGCACUUACCACUUGAAAACCUUUAUUGAAGAAUCCCUAUUAAAUCCAGUGAUAACAACCUACAAUUUUAAAAAUGAAGGAAGGAGAAGGCCACCUCUUGUGCAAAGAAACAAUCCAGUACUAAAUGAUCUUCCCCAGUACAUGCCCCCUGACUUCAUUGAACUGUUAAAGAAGCAAGUGGCCACUUACUCGUUUAAAGACAAACCACGGCCAUGCCCCAGCGGGCUGGUUUACAAAGACCAGUCAAUUAAGCUUUCACCAGGACAAUACAAUAUACUUCCUGCUCCUGUUCCCAAGUAUGCUUCCAGGAGUUUUGUGUUUCGUUCUACUGUCCAAAGAUUCCCAACAGGCUGCUUUAUUCCUCAUGAAGGCCCGGGACCAGGUCAUUAUAACUUGAAAAUACCUUCAGCAAGUUCUAUUACUUCUUGUUUUCAAUCCCGUGUACCUCGAUUCCUGCCUUCCCGUUCAAAAACCCCAGGCCCAGGAGCAUACACAAGUUCAAGACAAUUCCCCAAGCAGCCCCGGACCAUAGCUAAAAUGGGCCAAGAACACAGCCUCUUCUUCAACAACACAAUUGACUUUUCAAAAUAA
Condylura cristata (star-nosed mole) is the source of this 702-nucleotide messenger RNA. RefSeq names its product chromosome unknown open reading frame, human C2orf61 (gene STPG4). Gene Ontology annotation, biological process: epigenetic programing of male pronucleus. Gene Ontology annotation, molecular function: chromatin binding; histone binding. Bases 1 to 702 code for a protein of 233 amino acids. Gene Ontology annotation, cellular component: female pronucleus; male pronucleus; germinal vesicle. The transcript has 7 exons. Lineage: Eukaryota; Metazoa; Chordata; Mammalia; Eulipotyphla; Talpidae. The record is from RefSeq and is a predicted model, not a curated record.